ACUGAGUUUGUCUUUAUGGAGGAGUAUGAUGUGGACAUGGAAGAGGAGGGAGAGGUAUUCAUGAGAGAGGCCACAACAGGCCACUGGUGGGAGGACUAUGGAGAUGAUGGCAACUGUGACAUACAACAACAGAAAGGAGGAAGAGGCUGCAUGGUAAACAGCCGCAGUUGGGCCGAGGAGCUCCAGGAUAUCUUUGCACCACAGGCAGAAGACUGCUACAGUGGAGGACGAACCAGACUGGCCAGCAUCUCUGCCCAGAGGAAUGAGAGAGAGUCCAUCAGGCAGAAACUUGCCCUUGGCAGUUUCUAUGACGACGAGCCAGUCAUCUACACCAGCUGCAGCAAGAAUGGCCUGUCCUCCCGACUGCAGAGUGGGGUGAACCUGCAGGUGUGUUUUGUUAACGACAGCAGCAGUGACAAAGACAGCGAUGCUGAGGACAGCAGGACAGAGACCAGUCUGGACACGCCACUGUCACCUGUGAGUAAGCAGAGCUCAUCGUUAUCGGACCGAGACACGGCGGAGGAGGACUCAGACCCGUUAGAUGACUGUGGCGGGUUCUGGCGGGUGCAGCGAAGGCUGCAGGAGGAGGCCCGGGUGGCACUGGCUCUGGCUCGACCCAUGGCCCGCAUGCAGGUGGAGGUGGAGCGGCAAAUCCAACUGCACAGACGUUCACCUGUGGCUGACUUGCUUCCCCAUCUGCCCCACAUCAGCGAGGGCUUGAUGAAGAGGAAUCUGAGGCGAGGGGACAUGAGGGACAUGAGUCUAGGACAGCUGCAAGUCAUCACAAAUGACUUACACUCACAGAUUCAGAGUCUAAAUGAGGAACUGGUGCAGUUGCUGCUGCUGAGGGAUGAGCUGCAUGUGGAGCAGGACGCCAUGCUGGUGGACAUAGAGGACCUCACCAGGCACGCUCACAGCCAUCAGCGGCACCAGGCAGAGAAAGCUAUCUCUAAAUAAAACACCAUGUCUACACAUGUGUCUGUCUGCACGCCAUUUUACCUCCCGCUCCAUGGACUGUCACCAGUGUUACUAAUGACACUCCAUCUGUGCUGACUGUUUCUGGAGAAAUGAAUUUACCACAUACUGUAGUAUUAACACACAGACCCACUCACAAUGUAUUGCACCACAGGAUGUUGUGAAAGGACAGAGGAUGUGACAUCUGAGUCAUCAUUGCUUUCAGUAUGGGCACAAUUGAGUCUGUGCAGGGUUUUCACUUCCUCUCAGCAUGAUUAAUCAUGCCAUAUUUCAUAGAAUUAGGGGAAUCCUCUCAACUUAAUUCCAUCCCUAGCCCUGAUUUACCUCUUCAUGAUUUUGCACGGUACACUCAUGUAUGUUAAUGCUGGGUUGGAGAGAGCGCCUGCACGCCUUGUUUCUCCCUUGUCUCAAAAAGGAUGAUGACUUCUAGAGGCCACACCUAGCUGAACUGAGGAUCAAUUAACUUUGUCUUUGUCUCUAUAAUAAUCAAGAGGAUAAAUCAGUUCAUCUGUAGACAUGCUCUGUUCACCUGUUUGUCAGCUCUUUCACUAAGAGCACUGUGUCAUCGCUGUUCAGCUACUGUCUGAGCAAUUGAAAAUGAUCAACACUCUGUUCUGAUUUGCAGUUUAGCUUUCACAGUGGUGUUUAAAUGCUGCAGCAGCUUUGCAGAGGUUUGCAAAAUUGGAUGUUACCUGCUUUAAAGAUGCAUUAGAGCUUUACUGGACAACAUUUUGAACUUUGAGACAAAUUUGCAUUUUUCAAAUGCCUUCAUCUACUUGAUACAAUAGACAAAAUGACAAGAUAUGGGUUAAAUAAUUAUAUUGGUUAAUACAUAGUGAUAGAAAAGCAAAAGUGGAGACAUGUUGACAUGAACAGCCCCUAAAUAAAAAUAUGCAAAGUAAUUUUUGUUAUGCUCAAUUUACUAAUGCUAAAAAAAGUAAAUAUAAAACAUGUAAAACAAAUAUAUAAAUAAAUCAAAGCCUAAACAUAUAUCUAUUUUAUCUGUUCAGAAGAUUUAUGGACAUACUGUAUGUAAAUGUUAAAAGAUACUUUAUUAAAAGGAUGAAGAACAGG
Siniperca chuatsi (mandarin fish) is the source of this 2049-nucleotide messenger RNA. Its product is annotated as schwannomin-interacting protein 1-like. The coding region runs from base 16 to 957 and encodes 313 amino acids. Gene Ontology annotation, cellular component: cell junction; plasma membrane. Gene Ontology annotation, biological process: positive regulation of hippo signaling. The transcript is spliced from 7 exons. NCBI's taxonomy places the organism in Eukaryota, Metazoa, Chordata, Actinopteri, Centrarchiformes, Sinipercidae. The record is from RefSeq and is a predicted model, not a curated record.